AUUCUUGCACACCCUUCAAGUCCGGCAAAAGUGGGCAACACCUGACCGUCCUGUUGUUGUUGGCACUGUGGUCUUAGUUGGGCAAGAAAACGUGCCACCUUUAUCGUGGCCUUUAGGGGUCAUAACUGAGGUUUUUCCGGGCAAAGAUAACAUCGUUCGCGUAGCUUUGGUAAAAACGAGAUUCGGCGUCUUUAAGCGACCAAUCGUAAAGUUAUACCCAAUACCAACGCAAUAAGUUAAAUAUUAUUAAAACAAUUUAUUUUACUCUUACUAAUUUCUAUUCUAUACGUCAAGAUAUUUUGUUUAUAACCCGGGUCGAAAAAACUCAUUUAAGUUUUUUGAUUCAGCCAUAAAUACGUAACGAAUUAGGCGCUAUUCUAUAAUCCUCUGUUAACUCUUUACAACUGGCUUGGUUUUCUUUUUCUUUCUUUGAAAGUUCUAAGAACUUCCAAGGCCGGGAGUAUGGUUGAGCCGCUUGGUGUCUCCUCAACAUCAGCUAAGGGCAAGGGUGCGGUUUGCGUAAAAUUAUUCAUCCGACCUUUGUAGCUUAGUUAGGAGAUGCCGCCUCUUUGGAUGUAAUACUGGCCGUUAUGCUCCGUUUGUUCGAAACGGGCAUUCGACUGUCAUUAUUCAUGUAAAAAUUUCUACACGUCAAAAACAUCUUUUACAUUUUCCUGCAAUCAAUCCUAAUUCCCUCUUAAUUUUCUUCCCUUCCUCACCGAUCCUCGCGCCUCAUCCUGCCACAUCGCCCGUGGACGGCAACCGGAGCAUCGCCUGGUAUCCCGGACCUCCUCUGCGGUGUGCGCCUCCUGACUUUGGCUGCAAGAUCGGGCUUCUUAAUACAUGAGAAAGCGUUGAACGCGAGUACACCGUUUUAAACCUCAGUCCCGCAAGUCGUGUUUUGUGUAUUAAAUUACUGAUGAAGAGACACGAUAAUAAUUCUGCAGAUUAUGGAACUCAAAGAAAACAGACGGUCAAUGACUCCAGUGACGAUGCUAUUGAUCUGGAUGAUUUAUUGCCAAAGAUCGGAGAGUUUGGAUUGUAUCAAAAACUACUUCUGUGGCUGGUAUGUUUACCAGCCUGUUUGCCUUGUGGAUUUUGCGCUUUCAACCAAUUAUUUAUGACAGACGUACCUGACCACUGGUGUCGAGUGCCAGAACUAGUCUCAUUAAACUUAACGCAACAGGAAAUAAAAAUACUAUCUAUACCGAAAAUACACAAUACAUCUUUUGAAAAAUGCCUACGAUACGCAGUAAAUUGGUCAACAAUAAAAAGAGCAGACAUUUUUAAUACAUUUAAUGAAUCUUGGCCGGUAGAGCCUUGUUUGGAUGGAUAUGUAUACAAUACUUCAGUAGUAACUUCUUCCAUUGUGAUUGACUUUGAUUUAGUUUGCGAAUAUGAUGUUUAUCCAACGCUUGGAUUAGUAGCACUUAACGUUGGAGGGCCAAUAGGAGUUUAUACUUUUGGAUACUUAAAUGACCGCAUCGGCCGAAAGAAAUCUUUCUUUCUCUGUUUAAGCACAUUGUUACUUGGUAGUAUAAUGACUGCGUACGCACAUGAAUACUGGUUUUGGGUUCUAGCUAGAGUAAUUGUUGGUCUAACUAUCCCUGCAGUAUAUCAAAUACCAUUUAUAAUUUCUCUAGAAUUAGCCGGGCCCAAUUAUCGAUCCUUCGUAACAGUAAUGACUUGCGUAUUUUAUACAUUGGGGUUGAUAUUACUUUCUGGUGUUACAUAUUUGUUACGAGAUUGGAGAUCCUUGGCAUUAGCUACAUGUCCGUUCCUGUUAUAUUAUCUCUAUUGGUUCGUUCUACCGGAAUCACCUAGAUGGCUACUUAUGCGAGAAAGAUUAGAGGAGGCAAAUAACAUACUUAAAACUAUAGCAAAAGUAAACGGAAAUGAAAUGCCACCAGAUUACACACAUAAACUACAGAAACAAGUUUUAGAACUGAAAGAAAAAGGGUGUUCAGAAACUAAAACUGCGAGCGUUCUUGGGCUAUGUAGAACGCCAAAUAUGAGGCUAAAAACUUGCUUAAUUACAUUAAAUUGGUGCGCCUCGGAGAUGGUUUACGUGGGGUUGAGCUAUUACGGACCUGCGAUCGGAGACAAUCAGUACAUGAGCUUCUUCUUAUCGUCAGUCGUGGAAAUACCAAGUUACAUAGUUUGUUGGAUACUUAUGGACCGCAUCGGCAGACGAUGGCCUCUGUGUUUAUCAAUGAUAAUAAGCGAUGCAGUUACUGAAACUCUUAUUCUGUAUUUAAUAUCUAAAUGCUUUAUAUCAGCAUCGUUCUUAAUAAUAUACCCAUACGCAGGCGAAUUAUAUCCGACUGAAUUACGAGGAGUUGGCAUUGGUACGUCUGCAUAUAUUGGAGGCUUGGGGCUCAUAAUUAUACCUUUUAUAAAUUAUUUGGGUUCAAGUAACUUAGUAUUGCCCUUGGUGGUUAUGGGCGCAGUAUCGGUGGUAGGCGGUUUAAGUGCACUACGUUUGCCUGAAACCCUACACUGUCCACUACCUCAAACUGCAGAAGAAGGUGAAGAGUUUGGUAAAGACUGGACGUACGCUGAUUGCCUUAUCUGCGGAGAUCAAAGAAAAGUUGCAGCCACGGAUUCUUAUGAAAAUUUGGACCAACUGGAACUGACCCAAGCUCCUUUGAUGGAGGAUGAAGUACCUGAAAUGAAUGCCACUAGACGACGCAGUUCAAUGCGGAAACUAGUACGACAAACUAGCACUGUUGAGACACAGAAAGAUAUAGAUGGAAAUUUGAAAAUGACUUAUUGGUUUUGAAUAUAAUUAAAUUUGUUUUAUUUUAAAA
Messenger RNA from Manduca sexta (tobacco hornworm), 2810 nucleotides. RefSeq names its product carcinine transporter-like. Gene Ontology annotation, biological process: transmembrane transport. NCBI's taxonomy places the organism in Eukaryota, Metazoa, Arthropoda, Insecta, Lepidoptera, Sphingidae. Gene Ontology annotation, molecular function: transmembrane transporter activity. The record is from RefSeq and is a predicted model, not a curated record. Gene Ontology annotation, cellular component: membrane.